Messenger RNA from Cylindrotheca closterium, 366 nucleotides. The record is from the annotation of a GenBank genome assembly. Lineage: Eukaryota; Bacillariophyta; Bacillariophyceae; Bacillariales; Bacillariaceae.
AUGGAAUCUUCUGCAGAAACUGCUUGUACGGGCAAGGGUCUUAUGCCCCUUGCCAAGCGGCGUAUUGUGAAAAGUGCUAUGUCUCACAAGGAGUUAAACCUUUCACUAUUUGGCAGACCUUGGACGACAAUGGAAUGCUUCUACAAGGAGGACAAUAUGUUUGUGCGGGCUCAAGCAGGUGACAUGCUGAUGGUUCGAUUUCAAUGUGACAUAUGUCAUUUCAGGAAUUUGGCCAAACGGUUGCCAGAUCCGGGACAGCCCAAGGAGGAUGAGGAGAUUUUGGAGCAUGUAUGCCUCUGCAAACUCUGGUCUCUCAUCCUGUGUUGGCGCAACAAUUGCAAUUCAGAGGGACCGUGGAAACAUUAG